GGCAUCUUGAGUACCUGAAUAGAGGUUGAAAUAGAUUGUAUUGUCAAGAUAACGAUAAGGAAAGAAAAAAAAUUGAAAUAUUAAAAGUUUUAGAGGAUUUUCAAAUAGACCAAUAAAAGUUAAACAUGUCCAUUGAUCCAGAUACUAGAAGAAAAUUACUUGUUUUACAAAAAAACGGAGCCAAUAAGAAAUGCUUUGAUUGUGAUGCUCCAAACCCGCAAUGGGCUUCGCCCAAGUUUGGGAUAUUCAUUUGUCUUGAAUGUGCUGGUAUCCAUAGAGGAUUAGGAGUACAUAUUUCAUUUGUUAGAUCAAUUACAAUGGAUCAAUUCAAACCAGAAGAAACUCUUCGUAUGGAAAUUGGUGGUAAUGAAAACUGUAAAAAAUACUUCAGUGAAAACGGAGUUGAUUUAACUUUACCAACCAAAUUAAAAUUUGAUAAUUAUGUUGCAGAAGAUUAUAAAGAAAAAUUACUGGCUGAAGCUGAAGGUAGGGAAUUCACUCCGAAAGAUCAUACUGGGGAAACAUUACCAUCGGCUUCAAGUGCUGCUUCAAAAACCAAUUCUAAUGAAGCAAGUCUAUCUUCUAAUCAAGAGCCGAUUCAAUCCCGUCGUGGGGUUGGUUUAACUGGUGAACAAAAAUCUCAAAAUGAAGCAUAUUUUGCUAAAUUGGGAUCUCAAAAUGAAUCAAGACCGGAUGAUUUACCACCAUCCCAAGGUGGUAAAUAUGCUGGGUUUGGUAAUACUCCUGCUCCUUCUAAUAAUCAAUCUGGUAAUGGGGGUACAUUUGCUAAUUUUACUCUUGAUAAAUUUCAAAAUGAUCCAAUGGGUACUUUUACUAAAGGUUGGGGGUUGUUUUCAAGCACUGUUGCUAAAUCAGUGAAUGAAGUUCAUGAAUCAGUUAUUAAACCAGGCUUUAAUCAUUUACAAGAAAGUGAAUUAAGUGGUGAGGCUAAAAGAGCAAUGGCUCAAUUUGGUCAAAGAAUGCAAGAAACUGGUAAAUACGGUCAUGAAACUUUCCAAUCUUUUACUAAAGAUGUCAAUGAAAAUGGUUUCAAUAAAACUUUUGAUUCAAAAUUUAGUAGUUUUUUCAAUAGUUUAAGUUUACAAGAACAAAAAGAAAUUGCUCCUGCCUUUGGUUUAGCUAAACCUGAAGAGAAAACUAAGUUACAAGGUUUACAAGGUGGAGCCUCUCAGAAUAACAAAAGCAAAAAGGAUGAUGAUUGGAAGAAUGAUGAUGAUAAAUGGGACGAUUUUUAACCACUUUUGCCUUUACCUUUGCUUGUUCUUCUGAUUCUUCUUCUGAUUCUUCCCCUGUUUGCUUCUAGUUAUUGUUUUAUAGAUUAAC
This is a messenger RNA of Hyphopichia burtonii NRRL Y-1933, 1344 nucleotides long. It is a transcript of the gene AGE3, whose product is annotated as Age3p. The record is from RefSeq and is a predicted model, not a curated record. The transcript has a single exon. Gene Ontology annotation, biological process: regulation of ARF protein signal transduction; regulation of endocytosis. Gene Ontology annotation, cellular component: Golgi membrane. Lineage: Eukaryota; Fungi; Ascomycota; Pichiomycetes; Serinales; Debaryomycetaceae. Bases 126 to 1256 code for a protein of 376 amino acids. Gene Ontology annotation, molecular function: GTPase activator activity.